Molecule: messenger RNA, 4829 nt
Organism: Thalassophryne amazonica
Lineage: Eukaryota; Metazoa; Chordata; Actinopteri; Batrachoidiformes; Batrachoididae
Product: NLR family CARD domain-containing protein 3-like
Exons: 11
Coding region: 39-3485 (1148 amino acids)
Molecular function (GO): protein binding
Source: RefSeq, a predicted model, not a curated record
GGAGACUGACUGCAGAGUUGUGAGAGAAAAAAAAAAACAUGAAGAGAAGGAGGGAGUGUCCCUCAGAGUCUGAAGGACAGGAAGACACCAAGAAGGCGAUGGAGGGUCAUGGUGUGGACCCUGCUGUGGAUCAGUGUGAGGACACAGACGAGGGACCCUCGAAAUCCAGAAAUUGUGGGGACCACAAGAUCCAGAGCAAAACUCAGAGCUUCCCUCAGAGUCCAGACUCAUCUGUACCUGUAGCCAGCUGUGUGUCCCUAAAGAGUGACUGGUCAAUGGAAGAACCUCCUGUUUUUAAAGAACAGCAACCCUCUGCUGGAAAGAAAGUGAAGCAGCAGAGCUCACAGGUUCUCAGGGUUCCAUCUGCUCAGCAGCAUCAAAGAUGCCUGAACUACAGGUUUAUGAAUUUCGAGGAGAACAUGUUGACGUUUGUUAAAAAUGAGCUGAAGAGCAUCCACAAGUUUCUCCAGACAAAUGAUGGAGAAUAUUUCGAGAGUCAGAGUGAGGAUGAGGAGCAGAGGAGCAGCCGACUGGUUUUCCUGGACCUCACAGUGACCUUCAUGAGGAACAUGAAUUAUGAGGAGCUGGCUGACUGUCUGCAGAGCAGAACUCGUGCUGAGGUUUGUCGUCUUAAAUUCAAAUCUAAGGUGAAGCAGAAGUUUGAGUGUGUGUUUGAGGGGAUCUCUAAAGCAGGAAAGGCGACUCUUCUGAAGGAGAUCUACACAGAGCUCUACAUCACAGAGGGCGGGGCUUCAGAGGUCAACGAAGAACAUGAUGUCAGACAGAUUCAAGCAGCAUCCAGGAAAACAGACACACCACAAAGGACCAUCACAUGUGAAGACAUCUUUAAAGUCUCAGCUGACACACAGCCACCAAUCAGAACAGUGCUGACAAAGGGCGUGGCCGGCAUCGGGAAAACAGUCUUAACACAGAAGUUGACUCUGGACUGGGCUGAAGGACGAACCAAUCAGGACUUCCACUUCAUAUUUCCAUUCACGUUCAGAGAGCUGAAUGUGCUGAAAGAGAAGACGUUCUGCUUGGUUGAACUUGUUCAUCUCUUCUUUCCUGAAACCAAAGAAGCAGGAAUCUGCAGCUUCCAGCACUUCCAGGUCUUGAUCAUCUUGGACGGUCUGGAUGAGUGUCGCCUCCCUCUGGACUUCCACAGCAAUGACAUCCUGACUGAUGUCACAGAGUCAAGCUCAGUGGAUGUUCUGCUGACGAACCUCAUCAGGAGGAACCUGUUUCCCUCUGCUCGCCUCUGGAUCACCACACGACGUGCAGCAGCCAAUCAGAUCCCUCCUGAGUGCGUGGACAUGGUGACAGAGGUCAGAGGCUUCACUGACCCUCAGAAGGAGGACUACUUCAGGAACAGAUUCAGAAAUGAGGAGCAGUCCAGAAGAAUCAUCUCCCACAUGAAGACAUCACGAAGCCUCCACAUCAUGUGUCACAUCCCAGUCUUCUGCUGGAUCACUGCUACAGUUCUGGAGGACGUGUUGGACACCAGAGACACACCACAGCUGCCAGAGACCCUGACUGAGAUGUACAUCUACUUCCUUUUGGUUCAGUGCAAAGUGAAGAAGGUCAAGUAUGAUGGAGGAGCUGAGACAGAUCCACUGUGGAAUUCAGAGAACAGGAAGAUGAUUGUGUCUCUGGGAAAACUAGCAUUUGAGCAGCUGCAGAAAGGGAACCUGAUCUUCUAUGAAGAGGACCUGACAGAGUGUGGCAUCGAUAUCAGAGCAGCCUCAGUGUACUCAGGAGUCUUCACACAGAUCUUUAAAGAGGAGAGAGGACUCUACCAUGACAAGGUCUUCUGCUUCAUCCAUCUGAGUGUUCAGGAGUUUCUAGCUGCUCUUUAUGUCCAGCUGACCUUCAUCCAGUCUGGAGUCAAUCAGCUGUCAGUAGAACCAACAACAUCCAGAAGGUCUGAGACAUCUGAAGAUAAACCAAAACUAACGUGUCUCCAUCAGAGUGCUGUGGACGAGGCCUUACAGAGUCCAAAUGGACACCUGGACUUGUUCCUGCGCUUCCUUCUGGGUCUUUCCCUGCAGACCAGUCAGACUCUCCUACGAGGCCUGAUGACACAGACAGACAAAAUCUCACAGACCAAUCAGGAAACAGUUGAAUACAUUGAGAUGAAGCUUGAUGAGAAUCUGUCUGCAGAGAGAAACAUCAAUCUGAUCCACUGUCUGAAUGAACUGAAGGAUCGUUCUCUAGUGGAUCAGAUCCAACAGCUCCUGAAUUCUGGAAGUCUCUCUGUACGCCGUCUGUCUCGUUCUGAUUUAUCAGCUCUGGCCUUCAUCUUACUGUCCUCAGAUCAACAUCAUGUGUUCAACCUGAAGAAAUACUCUGCUUCACAUGUGGCUCUUCUGCUGCUGCUGCCGGUGAUCAAAGAAUCUACAAAUGUUUUGUUAUCUGGCUGCAAUCUGUCAGAGAGAAGCUGUGAAGUUCUGUCUUCAGUUCUCAGCUCUCAGUCCUCCAGUCUGACAGAGCUGGACCUGAGUAACAACGAGCUGCAAGAUUCAGGAGUGAAGUUGCUGUCGGUUGGACUGGAGAGUCCACACUGUCACCUGGAGACUCUCAGGCUGAGUUUGUGUGAUCUGUCAGAGAGAAGCUGUGAAGUUCUGUCUUCAGUUCUCAGCUCUCAGUCCUCCAGUCUGAGAGAACUGGACCUGAGUAACAACGAUCUGCAGGAUUCAGGAGUGAAGCUGCUGUCUGCUGGACUGGAGAGUCCACACUGUCACCUGGAGACUCUCAGGCUGUCAGGCUGUGUGAUCACACAUGAAGGCUGUGCUUCUCUGGCCUCAGCUCUGACCUCCAACGCCUCUCAUCUGAGAGAGCUGGACCUGAGCUACAACCAUCCAGGAGACUCAGUGGAUCCACUCCAGACUCUGGACUCUCUCAGGGUGGAUCCUGGUGGAAUCCGAUGGCUCAGACCAGGUCUGACGAAAUAUUUCUGUGAACUCUCUCUGGAUCCAAACUCAGCAAACAGAAAACUCAAACUGUCCAACAACAACACAAAGGUGGAACGUGUGAGAGAGGAUCAAUCAUAUCCUGAUCAUCCAGACAGAUUUGACCUUUGCCCUCAGGUCCUGUCUUCAACUGGUCUGACUGGUCGCUGUUACUGGGAGGUCGAGCGGAGAGGACGCAUUUAUAUAUCAGUGACUUACAGAGGAAUCAGAAGGAAAGGAGACAGAGACGACUGUAUGUUUGGACGUAAUGAUCAGUCCUGGAAUCUGAUCUGCUCUGAUCGCUGUUACUCUGUCUGGCACAAUAACAGACCAACAUUUCCUCCUCGCUUUGCUUCAUCCUCUCUCAGAGUCUCAGUGUUUGUGGACUGUCCUGCUGGCACUCUGUCCUUCUAUGAAGUCUCCUCUGACUCUCUGAUCCACAUCCACACCUUCUGCUGCACGUUCACUGAACCUCUGUAUGCUGGGUUUGGAUUCUCUUCUGGUUCUGGUUCCUCAGUGUCUCUAUGUGGGCUGUAGGUUGGAGAGUCUCCUCCUGUGGACACAAACACACUUCAAUGUUGACAUCACCACAUGCAGUUGUUUGGACAGCUGUGCUCUGUUUACACUGAGCGGUCCGGGUUGGUACGGAAUGCUAUUUUGUGUGUUUCCACAUCCACAUUUAGGGAUGGGUACCAAAAUAACCGACCCAAACUGUACCACUUUUUCAACACCCUUCAUCUGGUGUGCCAGAAUAAUGGAACAGUUACAAAAGGGAGGCACUAACCCGCUGCUGCACAUUGAUCGGCUUAGCAGCUAAAGCAAAAGCUACAGUCCUCAUGUGACCAUUCAUACAGUUCUGACUGGUUAAAAUCUUUCACACACUGAGUAAAUAUAAAGUCUUAAUCUUACAUGGUUCGUCAUUGCAGUCAGAUUCAUCACAGCCUUCACUUCACUUUAUUUGUGUCCCCCAUGGGGCAAUUAGUUUUGCAGCUUGAGAAUACAUUAAAAGCACAUGACACACAGAACACAUAUCAGUACCAUGGUGCAGCAUCACAAACAAUUACACAGUCCAAACAUUAAAAAAUACAAUCCAUUAAAAUGCUUCCACAGUUUUAACUCCUUCCUUGGCCUGUGUUCAGAACAGUAAUGGCGCAGGAACAAAAGAGAACUUAAAUCUGUUACCCUUCACAGAGGGAAACCUGAGCCAUGAGUCAGAAGUUAAAUAUUGAAAGUCACUAAAAAGAGGAUGAGCAGAGUUCAACAGUAUACUGAAUGCUUUCCUCUUUACUUAUCUGUAGUAUAGGUCAGACAACGUACUCUGUGGUACUCCCAGUACCUUUCCACAGGCCUUCACUAUUUUAACCAGUGAAUUUUUAGCCUUAGGACUGAGAUUCCCAUACCAGCACAACAUAGAAAAGGUUAAAACAGACUCAAUACAAGAUUUGUAAACAAGAAUCAUAAUAGUCUUAUCCAUUUGAAAAUAAGACAAUUUAUGAAGACAGAACAGAUAUUGUUGACCCUUUUUACACAACAUGUCAGUAUUAACAUUAAAAUUUAGCUUGUGGUCAAUUAUAGUCCCCAGAUACUAAUAAGUUUCCACAGACUCCACCUGCUGGCCCUUAAUGAAGGUAGCCUGAGCUGGUGUGAGCUGUCGUCGGACGUCCACAGACAUAUCUUUUGUUUUAGCCACGUUUAGUUGUAAAUAUGACUUAUCACACCACUUUACAAAAUCUUCCACCACCGGGCCAUGGUUAUUCUCAUGAUUUUGUAAGAGACUAACAAUGACAGUAUCGUCUGCAAAUUUCGAAAUAAAAUGAUUUUCGUGAUGGCUUUGACAAUCAUUAGUGUACAACAGUGGUGGGCACAGUUCCGAUAAUCCGA